CUGCACCAAAGAAUUUGGCGAAAAUCGACGUGGGAUCUUGAACUUCGAGGAAGCAACCCGACAACGACAAUCGACAACCACCGCCAAAAUGAGGACUUACGACGAUAGUUUCUCCGGCCAGCGGAUCUACCCCGGCAAGGGUAAGCUGUACGUCCGUGGCGACAGCAAGGUCUUCCGCUUCCAGAACGGCAAGUCCGAGUCGCUGUUCCUCCAGCGCAAGAACCCCCGCCGCAUUGCCUGGACCGUCCUCUACCGGAGGCAACACCGCAAGGGUAUCUCUGAGGAAGUCGCCAAGAAGCGCACUCGCCGCACCGUCAAGUCGCAGCGUGCCAUCGUUGGUGCUUCGCUCGAUGUGAUCAAGGAGCGCCGCUCGAUGCGCCCGGAGACCCGGAGCGCGGCCCGCCUGGCGGCCAUCAAGGAGAGCAAGGAGAAGAAGCAGGCCGAGCAGGCGGCCAAGAAGGCCGAGAAGGCGAAGAACGCCGCCGCUGCCUCCAAGGGCCAGUCCGGCGGCCGCAUCGUCGGCAAGCAGGGUGCGAAGGGUGCGCAGCAGAAGGUCGCCGCCAACACCCGCUAAGGUCUCUCUGUCUUUGGCGGUUUGCUGGUCCGGGAUGGGUGCGUGUUCUUUUCCGAGGCAAAGGGAAAGCCAGGUCAUGCAAGGAGCACACAAUAGAUGAAUGGUUAUCUUACGGUCUUGCUUGUGGCCGGAAGGGAAAACGCUGGAGUCGGUCGGUCGGUACUCGGUUUUUUGCCUGCUCAGCUCUCUUAUAGGGUUUCUGCUCUCGCAACAAGUUGACAGAGCCAGCUUGUUUUCUGAAAGGGCCGGUUGCAUGGAUCCAGCGUGACGGGGGAGGGCCAUUUGCAUGGGUAGCUCACAGAAUGCCGACUUAUGCAUUGGUCUCACUUGAAGCAGCACGGCGCGCGGGAGCGGAGUGAGCAGGGAUGAGCUUCUUUCCUCUAUGAAUGUAUGAUGGAGCGCGCGGCUCAUCUACCUACCCCCGACUCCGAAACUACCAAGCCAAUCUAUGACCUCUUCCCGAAAU
Messenger RNA from Chaetomium fimeti, 1040 nucleotides. RefSeq names its product ribosomal protein L24e-domain-containing protein. Gene Ontology annotation, biological process: cytoplasmic translation. Lineage: Eukaryota; Fungi; Ascomycota; Sordariomycetes; Sordariales; Chaetomiaceae. Gene Ontology annotation, cellular component: cytosolic large ribosomal subunit. Gene Ontology annotation, molecular function: mRNA binding; structural constituent of ribosome. The record is from RefSeq and is a predicted model, not a curated record. The transcript is spliced from 3 exons. Bases 89 to 574 code for a protein of 161 amino acids.